Molecule: messenger RNA, 767 nt
Organism: Paramecium pentaurelia
Lineage: Eukaryota; Ciliophora; Oligohymenophorea; Peniculida; Parameciidae
Source: the annotation of a GenBank genome assembly
AUGAAUUAAAUUAAUAAAAACAGAUUUCUCUAAAAACAGAUUUCUCUAAAAACCAAAAAAAUAAAUAUAAAUUUGCAUUUUCAUUUUAGAAAAAAAAUUAAGUUGGCAGAAAAGAGCUAUGAAACUGUUAGAGAUAGAAAUUUGGGAAGGUAUGCCGUAAAAUAAAUUAUAAUGUAAUGGCAUAUUUAUCAUAGUUUAAUUCACAGAUGAAUACUAAUUAUUCUUGAAAAGUGCUAAUUGAUUCAUAAUUAGGAAAAGAAGUUCGCAAAAAUUACUCGAUAGUCUCCAAAAUUAAUGAAAAAUCAUUUAAGAAAGAUUAUAAUGCUAUAAAUUAAAUUAAACUAAAUUACUAUGCUGUCAAAAAUUGAGGCAUAUGAGCAAAAUUCAUAAAAAGAAGAGAUAUUAAGAUUGGAAGUGGAAAUCCAGAAAAAAAUAAAUUUUGAAAUGGAAAUACCAAGAUUAUAUAAUUAUAUAAAAGAUUCAACUAAAAGAGUGCUGUUGAAAUCUUUUUAGUUAUUCAUUUAUAAAUUAAUUUUAGGUAAGAACAUUGAUGAAUUAUUUAGUUUAUACAACUUUACAUGUUCUUUGAAAACUAUCUUGCAUUUUAUGAAUCAGGAUAUUCGUCAAUUAAAAUAUCCACAUUCUAAAGGCUUUAUUAAUUAAGUGAGAUAAAGUUACCUAGUAUUAACACAGAAACAUUAAGCCAGAGAUUUCAUGAUAGGAAUCCCAUUCAAUGAAAACUAUAUUCAAAUCAUUGAUUUCUGAAU